AUGUCUCCCUCGACUACCAUGGAAGCUGUCCGCUUUCAUUCGACUGGGGACUCCAGUGUUCUUCAGCUUGAGAACAACGUUCCUAUUCCACAGAUUGCGGACAAUGAAGUCCUGAUUAAAGUGGAAUAUGCUGGAGUCAACUUCGUCGAUACCUACCAGCGUAGCGGGCUGUAUCCUAUCAAGCUACCCGCCGUGGCGGGUCGAGAGGGAGCAGGAACCAUUGUUGAAGUUGGUCGAGAGGUGCCUUUAUCGUUUCACCUUGAGCUAGGAGAUCGAGUGGCAGUCUUUGCACAAGGCACGUUGGCACAGUACGUUGCUGCCUCCGCAGAAUCGAUCUUGAAAUUACCUUCUUCUGUGUCCACGCGCGUUGGGGCAGCAGUUAUGCUCCAGGGGCUUACAGCGUGGACCAUUGUACGAGAUGCCCAUGACGUCCAAAAGGGUCAAGUGAUACUGGUCCAAGCAGCCGCCGGCGGCACUGGAGGGCUUAUUGUACAAAUGUGCAAACAUUUGGGAGCCACCGUGAUAGGAACGGUGUCAACUGCACAGAAGGCAGAGGUGGCCAAACAGCACGGCUGCGACCAUGUCAUCAUAUACAAAGAACGAGAUGUUUUGACGGAAGUUUUGCGGCUUACUGACGGCAAGGGUUGUCACGCCGUGCUGAGCGGUAUUGGUCAGUCCACGUUUGCGACCGAUCUUGCUUCCACCCGAAGAAAGGGCACUCUUGUUUCUUAUGGGAACAGCAGCGGACCCGUGGUCAGUUUCAAGAUCCUGGAGCUCAGCAAGAAGAAUAUCAAACUGGUCCGCCCAACAUUGGCGAAUUAUAUCCAGGAAAGAGAAGAGUUUGUCGAAAGGACAAAGGAACUACUCGAUCUGCUGAGCAGGAACAUUGUCUCUGUGCCUAUAGAAAAGGAGUACAUGAUCGACCAGGUUGGGCACGCUCAGGAUGAGUUGACAGGGCAAAAGACAACUGGCAAAUUAGUAGUAAAGAUAGCUUCGUGA
Molecule: messenger RNA, 999 nt
Organism: Cladophialophora psammophila CBS 110553
Lineage: Eukaryota; Fungi; Ascomycota; Eurotiomycetes; Chaetothyriales; Herpotrichiellaceae
Product: NADPH2:quinone reductase
Exons: 1
Coding region: 1-999 (332 amino acids)
Biological process (GO): cellular response to oxidative stress
Cellular component (GO): cytoplasm
Molecular function (GO): quinone reductase (NADPH) activity; zinc ion binding
Source: RefSeq, a predicted model, not a curated record